ACACUCAAACUAGCCGUCUGAAUCGGAGACCUUCCGAAGUUGACUUUCUGCUGAGGAGGUGCUCUCAGUUUCUGCUGUGGAACAGUGGAAAGAUGGCCGGAAUUCAGGCAUCGGAAUCGAUUCAUCCUUUCAUUCCUAAAGAUCUCAUUCUACCGGAUUAUGUACCAAUCAUCCUCUCCCAAUCUACCAUUCUCGCUGUUUAUGGCUGCGCUUCCUUCCUAGUCGUCUCAUUCAUCUGGAUCCUCGCCGGGCGGUUUCCUAAAAUAUCKAAACUUGACAAAACUCUCAUGUGCUGGUGGGUUUUCACUGGCCUCACCCAUAUCAUCCUUGAGGGUUAUUUUGUUUUCACUCCAGAAUUUUUCAAGCAGAAGAAUCCCACUUACCUUGCAGAAGUUUGGAAAGAAUACAGCAAAGGUGACUCCAGAUACGUUGGAAGGGAUUCGGCGGUAGUUGCUGUUGAAGGAAUAACAGCUGUUCUGGAGGGUCCAGCUUGCCUUCUAGCUGCGUACGCUAUAGCCACAAGAAAGUCGUACAGUCACUUGCUUCAAAUAGCCAUCUCUCUCGGACAACUGUAUGGAACGGUUGUGUACUUCGUAACUUCUCUCUUAGACGGCGAUGACUUUGCUGCAAGCCCGCUUUACUACUAUGCUUAUUACAUCUUUGCAAAUUCAUUUUGGGUUUGGAUUCCUUCCCUCAUCGUGAUCCGAUCCUGGAAGACGAUAUGUGCAGCAGUACGCACACAAGAGCAGAAAAAGAGCAAAACCCGUUAAAACCGCUGCAUUGGCUCUGAAUGUWACUUCCUUGUUGUUAGAGAACUUAUGACUAUUCAUCAUUUAUAGUCAUUUAUUUUUGCUUGCUAAGGGAACAUGGCAGUUGAACUACUGAGUGCUCACUUCACCAAAAAUUAUUAGAUCUUAAUCUUGUUUCAUUUUAGCUGAGAAAACAAACAAGCUGAGUUUGUUGA
Cynara cardunculus var. scolymus (artichoke) is the source of this 964-nucleotide messenger RNA. RefSeq names its product probable 3-beta-hydroxysteroid-Delta(8),Delta(7)-isomerase. Bases 93 to 770 code for a protein of 225 amino acids. Gene Ontology annotation, biological process: sterol biosynthetic process. Gene Ontology annotation, cellular component: membrane; endoplasmic reticulum. The record is from RefSeq and is a predicted model, not a curated record. NCBI's taxonomy places the organism in Eukaryota, Viridiplantae, Streptophyta, Magnoliopsida, Asterales, Asteraceae. The transcript has 4 exons. Gene Ontology annotation, molecular function: C-8 sterol isomerase activity; cholestenol delta-isomerase activity; steroid Delta-isomerase activity.